Trypanosoma rangeli is the source of this 984-nucleotide messenger RNA. Its product is annotated as putative short-chain dehydrogenase. The record is from RefSeq and is a predicted model, not a curated record. Lineage: Eukaryota; Euglenozoa; Kinetoplastea; Trypanosomatida; Trypanosomatidae. Bases 1 to 984 code for a protein of 327 amino acids. Gene Ontology annotation, molecular function: oxidoreductase activity. The transcript has a single exon.
AUGAACUUUAUUUUUAGCGGCCUGUGGUGCGUUUUGUCCACCCUUUCGCUUCUGGUAGGCCUCAUCAGCGUGAUUACGUAUAUUUUGGUCAUUGCCGCGCAGCAGCUGGCGAUGCGCUUCCCGCAGGACCUAAAGAAAAAGUAUGGCGCAGAAUGGGCCGUUGUGACGGGUGCGAGCAGCGGCAUAGGGAAGGCUAUCACAGAAAUGCUUGCGCAGCAGCAAAUUAACGUUGUGCUCGUCGCACUGGAGGAGCCACUGCUUCACAAUACCUUUGCUGAGCUUCAACAAAAAUACCCGAAGUGUAGCUUUCGCAAGGUGGGUGUGGAUUUGGGAGUGGAGGGAAUGUCUUACAUGUCGCCCAUCAUUGAGGCGACGAGGGACAUCGAAGUUGGCCUCCUUUUCAACAACGCCGGGUACAUCCACACUGGGCUGUUUACGGACACAGGGAUUGAGAAGUUGCGUGCAAAUCUUGAAUGCAACGCCAUCUGCUCAAUUGCCAUCACCCAUCACUUUCUACGCAAAAUGAUGGAACGACGGCGUCGGGGCCUUGUGACAUUCACUUCUUCUUCUGCGGGCUACUUCCCUGGCCCAACAGCGACAAUGUACAGCCCUUCAAAGGCGUUCUUAACAAACUUUGCCACAACACUUGCGGCGGAAGUGCGUCAUGCGGGCAUCCAUGUGGUUGUCAUUCACCCCUCGCCCGUGAAGACAAACUUUUACAAAAACCAUGGACCAACGCUGAACUCCCUCAAGGCCGCACAGAAAAUGUCAAUAUCGCCAACGCAUAUUGCUGAGGAAAUAUUUGCAUCCGCGGGACGGCUGACAGUUUGGGAUCAAGGCCUGACAACUGCAGCUUUUCGUGUGGCUAACAAGAUCUUUGAUUUUCAAUUCUUGACAGAGCUUGUCGUGCGCUUCGCCAACUUGAAUGACGACCACAGAAGGCUGGUAAGCGCCUCAAAGAUACACGGCAACAAGGAGGCCUGA